AUGUCUGCGCUCUUCAACUUCCAGUCCCUCCUACUCGUCAUCCUCCUCCUCAUCUGCACCUGCGCCUACGUCCAUCAAAUAUUCCCGACAAUUCUCGACGGGAAUAAGCAAGGGCUGAUGGGUAUUUUCUGGAAGGCAGCGAGGAUAGGGGAGAGGCUAAGCCCGUAUAUGAGUCUCUGUUGCGUGUUUAUGGCGGUCUCUAUGGUUCUCGGCAACUAG
Durotheca rogersii is the source of this 219-nucleotide messenger RNA. RefSeq lists its product as uncharacterized. NCBI's taxonomy places the organism in Eukaryota, Fungi, Ascomycota, Sordariomycetes, Xylariales, Xylariaceae. The record is from RefSeq and is a predicted model, not a curated record. Bases 1 to 219 code for a protein of 72 amino acids. The transcript has 4 exons. Gene Ontology annotation, biological process: protein secretion; intracellular transport.